AUGGAUGCAACGCCGUUAUCCAGAUCCCCUCCGCCAUCACCCUCCCCGAUCCUUCCAGUUGCUCGUUCCGCGACCAGACAGUUUCCCCCUAUUCUCGAAGCACCAUCCCACGAUUGCGAAUCCUCGACAGAAAACAUGGGAAGCGCUCGCCGGUGGGCGAGAAAGAUUGAGCGCACAUGUUGCACUUGCGCCACGUAUUUUCCCUUGGCAUUCGUGUACGGGAUAACAACUUGGGCCGUCUAUGUGUUGUGGGAUCUCUGCUCUGUGCCAUCGAGGGUGGAAUGGCUGGGAACCACUUAUAAACUUGUUGGCUUUGCCCUCUACGCCAUGCUCAACUGGUGCUACACCACUGCCGUAUUUACACCACCGGGAAGCACGACGAACGAUCAUGGCUACAGCACGCUACCGACCCACGCCGCCCCUUCGGCCACAUCAUACACCGUCAAGUCCAAUGGCGAGCUCCGUUUCUGCAAGAAAUGCCAAGCUCGGAAGCCCGACCGCGCCCAUCAUUGCUCCACCUGUCGCCGGUGUGUCCUCAAGAUGGACCAUCACUGCCCCUGGCUAGCAACCUGCAUCGGUCUCCGAAACCACAAGGCCUUCAUCCUUUUUCUCAUCUAUACCACGAUUUUCUCUCUAUACGCCUUCCUUGGCUCCGCCAGCUGGGUCUGGGAAGAGAUCUUCGCCAACACUACUUACGUCGAGAAUCUCAUGCCAGUUAACUACAUCUGCCUUGCCAUCGUUGCCGGUAUCAUCGGCAUUGUAGUCGGGGCAUUCACAGGGUGGCAUAUCUAUCUUGCUACCAGAGGCCAAACAACCAUCGAGUGCUUGGAGAAAACUAGAUAUUUGACCCCUCUCAGGGAAUCCAUGCACAGGACCUACAUCAACCAACACACUCCCGGUCAAGGCGUCCAGCUCCCUUCUUACGGUCAACAACUCCUCGAUAUUCAUCAAAACGCAAUUCCGGGUGUCACUCGGCCUGAAGAAGGCGAGGAACUUCGUCAAGAACCCUCGCAUCCCUCCGUCAACCCCGAGUUGCAAGCUGGCUCGAGGAGAUUUACACCCUCUGAAAUGGAGCAGUACCGGGCCCGCAAGCGCUAUGAAGAAUUCAUGGACGAGCAGGAUGCAACCAAACUUCCCAAUGCUUUCGACCUCGGCGCCAAGAGGAACCUGCUUCAUUUGUUCGGCCCUGUCCCGCUAUUAUGGCCGAUUCCAAUCUGCAACACGACUGGCGAUGGCUGGAGCUGGGAGCCCAGUCCCGAGUGGCUUGAGGCGAGAGACAGGAUCGCAAGAGAGCGGGAACAGCAACGGGAAAGAGAGCGGGUGGCAGGCUGGGGAGCUGAUUCGGAUUACCCUGAGCCUGAUCCUCAACCGCCCAUGGUGAGAGUUGAUGGCGGAGCAGGGAGACAUUAUUUACAGCCUUCCAGACCGGCCAGCAGAGUUCCGUCACCUUUGCCUUCUCCUGGUCACAGAAAGGCGCAAAGCAAAGCCGACAGGAUACUGGGCCGCGAUCCCAACCUCUAUGUGGACGAUCCCGUCAGCCCCGAGCUUGGAGCUGGGCAGCAGGAUGUUAAUCUGAGGAGGUUAAGUCCCGCCGGGCGGACGGUGGAGGAUGAGCUGGAGGAGAUUGAUAACGAGAUUGAUGAAGAGGAGCAGACUGAACAGGUGAAACAGGAGGAGAUUAGGGCGAGGAAGGAGAGGAUAGCGAUGAAUGUGGUGACUAAUGGGCGAUGGGGUGCCGGUGCGAGGAGUCCGUUGCUGAUUAGCAGUCCCAGACUAGGACAGGGAGGAAGUGGGACGAGUUCACCGAGGCGGGGGGGGAUGGGGAGUGGUGCGAGUACGCCGAGGAGGGAGUAUGAUAGGGAGGAUGAUGAUGAUGGGGUUGAUUGA
Messenger RNA from Podospora anserina S mat+, 1887 nucleotides. RefSeq lists its product as uncharacterized. The transcript has 2 exons. The record is from RefSeq and is a predicted model, not a curated record. NCBI's taxonomy places the organism in Eukaryota, Fungi, Ascomycota, Sordariomycetes, Sordariales, Podosporaceae. The coding region runs from base 1 to 1887 and encodes 628 amino acids. Gene Ontology annotation, molecular function: palmitoyltransferase activity.